CUGAGCUCAUAUUAAAAUGACAAGCGAUCGACCGCGAUCGGUUUAGUGCGGCGGAUCAAGUUCAGCAAGCAGCAGCAGCAGCAGCAGCAGCAGUUAGCAGCGCAUCUCUCGAAGACGAGGCGACAGUUCGCAGUCAAUUCGAAGCAAAGAGCAGCAGCAUCCAAAGAGAAGCAAACUAAAAGUUGUGAUCAAUUUGACAAUUAUUUUCUUUGUGACACGGUCUUAAUAAACGUGAAAAAAAGGGAAACACUUUCAACGCAACUGUUUGAGCGCAUCGUGCACGGAUUUAGUGGCAAACACGCUCGGUACGACAGGCCCUUUCGGUGUGUUCAGUUCUUCAAAAAGACGCAAGAAAACACGCUUCACUUUGUAAAAAUCGAAUCAAGAAAGCUUAAAACAUAACCGUGUUGAAGGAUCAUUUACCACACAAGUGCUAGUGUCGUCCUGUACCCCGUGUGUGUGUGUGUGAGAGUGUGACAAUGAGUGGAGGAUUCUUCUUUGAGCACAUCGUCGAGUUCCUGCUUCCGAAGCAGCCCGCCCAGCAGGAAGCCGAUGUGGCGAAGUGUGCCGCAGUAGCCGCCGCCCAGUCAGUGAUCAAGAAAUAGUGUUCUUUCCACUGGCUGUUUACAGGCUACGGCUGACUAAGACUAAAGCAUUACUAUUGACAGCGUUCGAGUGAACAGCAAAACAAAAAUCGAAGCCUUUUAAGACACAAGAAGCGGAAAAGAAAAACAAUGUUGAAAAAGUACGUGCUCAAACUGACCAACACGAUCGGUACGGUCGACUACCUCAAGCGCCGAUCAUCCACACCAACGGAAGUGAUCCGCCAGCAACAGCAGCAACAACAGCAGCAACAACAACAGCAACAACAGUACCAGGAAAAUGUGCCCCACUCCCAGAGAGGCCCCGGGUUGGGCAAGUUUACGCGCAAUGGGCGCAAAUGUUUGCGUCGCCGGUUCUCCAGCAUCUCGUCCGCGGACAGCGGCAUCCUGGAGGAGAUCGACCAGGAGGACGAGCUGCAGGCCCAGAUGCAGCAGCGCCAGGAGCAGCAUCAGCAGCAGCAGAAGCAGAGGGAACGGCUCGAGGAGGACCCACUGGAGCACGAUUCUGCCCUGACGACGCCGGCUUCGGAGGAGGUCGACGGUGGCAGUGGGACAGUCACGGCCACAGCCACCAUCCGGCUACCUCCGACCACCCUCGAUACGGCGCUGCUAGCAGUGCCGGUCGCACAAAUCAUCAUCUCGACCGCGAUAGCGGAACUCCGGAGCGCACUGCUGUUCUAUCCAUGGUUCCACGGCAAUCUGUCCGCUAAGGAGGCGGAAAAGCUUAUCCUAGAACGUGGCAAGAAUGGUUCGUUUCUAGUGCGUGAAUCUCAAAGCAAGCUCAGUGAUUUCGUGCUCUCGGUCCGGGCGGACGAUAAGGUGACGCACGUCAUGAUACGAUGGCAUGAGAAAAUGUACGACGUCGGCGGUGGGCAAAAGUUCGCAACCCUGUGUGACCUGAUCGAGCACUACAAGCGCAACCCGAUGGUGGAAACGUGCGGCACGGUCGUCCACCUGCGGCAGCCGUUCAACGCGACCCGCAUCACGGCGGCCGGCAUCAACGAUCGGGUCGAGCAGCUGCAGCGCGAAAACGGGGGCCAAUCGUACGGGAAGGGCGGCUUCUGGGAGGAGUUCGAAUCUCUGCAGCAGCAGGAGUGCCGGCACACGUUCUCGCGCCGCGAGGGCCAGCGGAACGAAAACCGGGCCAAGAAUAGAUAUAAGAACAUUUUACCAUUUGACCACACGCGCGUGAAGCUGAAAGACGUGGACAGCACGGUGCCGGGCGCGGACUACAUUAAUGCCAACUACAUUCGCCAACCGACGGAGGCGGAACAGAACGACAUGAGCUCGUCGUCCGAGAACCUGGCCCAGUCGGCGGGAUCGGGGCUGAACAACGGGUUCUCCCAGCCGAACGCCACCAACAACAAUGGCACCAACGGUAACAGUGCGUCCCAGGGCUACAGUGUCGGUUCGGUGGCGCCGACGAAAAAUUGCUCCAGCUGUCAGCUGCUCAACAAACCCUGCUCCCAGUGCUCCCUAAAGGCCAGCAGCGAGAUGAAGCAUAAACGCAACGAGUCGAUCACCUCGCGCAUGCAGCUGCAGCAACAGUCGCCCCACAAGCGGGACGAGAAGGACAUGUUCAAGACGUACAUCGCGACGCAGGGCUGCCUGACCAACACGAUACAGGACUUCUGGAACAUGAUCUGGCAGGAGAACACGCGCGUCAUCGUCAUGACAACCAAAGAGAUGGAGCGGGGCAAGAAGAAGUGCGAAAAGUAUUGGCCCGAUCCGCAGCAGAGCAAGGAGUGGGGCCACGCCCGGGUCCGGUGCCUGAGCGAGACGAGCACCGCCGACUACACGCUGCGCGAGUUUCUGCUGUCCUGGCGCGGGCAGGAGGAUCGCAAAAUCUACCAGUACCACUUCCAGGUGUGGCCCGACCACGGCGUACCGGCGGAUCCGGGCUGCGUGCUCAACUUCCUGCAGGACGUGAACACGCGCCAGGCCCAGCUGCAGCUGGAGGGUUUGAUGCCGGGUCCCAUUUGUGUGCACUGUUCGGCUGGCAUCGGGCGCACGGGGACGUUUAUCGUAAUCGAUAUGAUUUUGGAUCAGAUUCUGCGUCAAGGUCACGAGUGUGAGAUUGACAUUCAGCGGACAAUUCAGAUGGUGCGCUCGCAGCGUUCCGGCAUGGUGCAGACGGAAGCUCAAUACAAGUUCGUCUACUUCGCCGUCCAGCACUACAUCCAGACGCUGCUGCAGCGGAAGCAGGCCGAGCAGCAGAGCCUGCAGGUGGGCCGCGAGUACACCAACAUUAAAUAUGCAUGCGACUCGAAUGAUCUGCAGCGAACCCAGCUACUCCCAUCGCUGUCAACAUUAAGCUUAAACACAAGACAAGACUUGCAGAACAAUCGUAUGCAGCACAACCACACGAUUAGGUCGACAUCGGAUUCGCAGUUGCCAUUACCGAGAACUGUGAACGAUCUAAAUAACUCACUAUCAGUAUAUGAGAACAUUCGCAAAGAAGCUGUACGAGCACCACCGCCUACACCACCGAGAAAAUCAUGACAAAUGGAUUUUUAAAACUUAUAAGGCAAAUGCUGUGAAAAACAAACAAACAUGAAACAUGUGAAAACUACCACCAACAAUCUACAUAUACACACCUUACGGGCAUUGGUUGGUCCAUAUACAUCUAUUCUCUUUAUUCUGCUUGUUGCUAGAACCGCUGUUGCGAACCGUCGUUGUCUGUGCCUGUGUUUGCAUUGCGACUGUGGCGCGAGUCAAGCGGAAACCAACUUAGACGAUUCGUCUAUGCGCUCACGGUGCGUCAGAAGUGCACAUUUCCUGCGCGAACCGAACCGUCGUCCUAUAUGCGUGUAUGCAGCCCAGGAAGUGCUGUAUAUGUUUCCAUACCACUUGUUUUGCUAUGACAAAAAGGGGUGUACUACGAGGUGAUAUGUUGAUCGGUCACAGUGCCUCUAACCUGUGUAGUAACAGUUGUGUGCGGCAGCUGACACACGAUCGAUCACUGAUCCUCCUCUUAGCCCGUCAAUGUGUUGGGUAGCAAAUGUUACGGCAUUUCUGUGUUAUAGUCGUUGUAGAUUGAGUUGUUUUAGAGGAGAUGCGUUUCAUUGUAAAAUACCUGUACAGCAAUGAUGUGAGCGUUUUUUUUUUGCGUUUUUGUUUUGAUUCUAUUUUACGCGCCUUACUCCGUAAUAACUGCGCCAAUACCGCUGUGGUCGAGUUUUUGGGCUGGGAGCGGGGGGGCAGUGUGGAUUAGAUGCAACUGUUUCCAACUAUUCUAUGUGCAUUGAAUGUGUAGCGCUGCUUGUUUUGAAACCAUCGCUGCUAGACCAUCGCCAACCCAACUCGGCAUAAUCCUCGCCACCGAUUGGCCAUGGUUGAAAUUGUGUGUUGUUGAAAUUUAAGUAUAAAAAAGCGGACUUAAGAUGAAAUGGAAAACAACACUUUAGCAUGUUAUCUAUGUAACGUGCAUCUAAAUAGAAUGAAAAAAAGGUAAAGAAAUAGAAUAGAAUAAAACAAAUUAAAUUUAUAUCGCUGAUAGUCAAACACACACACACACACACACACACACACACACACACACCUACAUAUAUUCAUUAUAGAUACACACUUUACGUUUGUCUUGCUCUAGGAGGGAGGUAUAUGCAAAUCAGAUCAGUAACGGAAAAUAGACUUCUAUUUUUAUAACUUGAAACAUUUAUUACACACAGAGAAAGAGCGGACAGCGAGAGAAGAAAAACGAGACGUUGGAUAACUAUUGUUGCUGCAGAAACAUGAAAAGGCAAGAACACUAUUCAAAAGAGAUUAUGAUAAGAGUAACAACCGGAAUACAGGAAGUAAAAGAAACAAAAUGAGUCCGCGCUGUGUGCAAAAGCGAACGGGCCAAUAACGGUGGGAGCAGGGGAAGGAAAUCAGCGCCAAAGGGAGGUACAAUACAGAUUCAUAUUAUAGAUUUGUUAUUAUACUAGACGAUGCGAUGGCUCAGUGAAUGGAAAUUGCAGGACCAGAACAAACAAACACUAGGCAAAAGACAUAUAAUCGAAGCAAGGAAGCAGCGCAUGCACGUGACGGAAGCUAGCUUAUUAGCGGGGAUUUGCAUACAGCAAUGGAACAGAAUCAUUUCGCCCCAAGUGCGUGUGUGUGUGUGUUUUAUAUUAUUAGACAUCAGUACAUAUACGAGAUGCGUCUUAUAAUUUAAACCGUAGUUAGCGUUGUACUACAGCAAAGUCGUUUAAAAAUGCUUCUUUUUUUGCUUUGUUUCACUGUGUUUGACCAGUUGCUAUGAGAUAGUUAGCGUUUUUUGCCUUAAGCUCCCACAGAAAGCGGUUCCAUCUAAGAUUAGAUUACACAUGGAACAAUCCUUUGGAUCUAAUUGACUGUUAAAAAGACUCUGGAAGGUAUCACUCUUCCGGUAGUGCUGUGUUAUUUUAAAAGAUGUCUGUUUUGUACAGAUUGCUCGCCGGUACUACGUUUCGUCCUGGUACGUUUCUGUUCGCAAAUCAAUCCCCCCCCCCUUUUUUUUUCUCCCCAUACACACACACACACACACACACACACACACACACACACACACACACACACACACACACACACACACACACACACAUUGCUUAGCAUGUAUGUCACCACCAUAUUUUUCUGUUUUAUUAAAUUUUUAUGCUUAAAGUUUUUGUUAUGAUUGUUAGUUAUAGUCAGUUUUACAACAACCACAAAAACAACAACAAUCAGUCUUGAAUCAUUUUAUCGGAUUUGAAACUUUAUAAAAGUUAGACAUUAAACGUAUAUUAUAACCUCGAAAGUAUAAGACGUACACAGAGAAAAAGAGCAAGAGAGAGUGAGAGAGUGAGAGAGAAAACUAAAGCUGAAUAUGUGAUUGUAGCGUUAAAUAACGACAACGGCAGAAAAAGAGAGACAUUUACCACGAAAAAACAAGCGAUAGGUGAUUAUUAUUUUUUGAACCACAUACAUAAUACUAUUUGUUCUUUGUUCACACAGCAUAAUGUUUCUGUUCCCUAGGAUUUUGUUUUUUGUAGUUUUCCUCUCUUCUUUCGCAAUGAACAGUCGUAUUUGGUGUAACUGCACGAUUUUGAAUCAUUUUAGAUCGAUUCCGGCUGGAAAACUGGUAACUGAAAGAACGAGAGUGUAAGAAUAUACUUCAAAACUAAAGCCUCUGUACAUCUUAAUGCGAAAAACAGAUCGGUAAAUGUAACGAAGAGACAAUGGGUAAAAGAGAGAAAAUGAGAUAUAAUAGUACAUGUUCACUCAGCGCAGGCCAAUUAAUUGAAUGAAAAUAGCUGAGAGAGAGAGAGAGAGAGAGAGAGAGAAAAAGAGGAG
Molecule: messenger RNA, 5894 nt
Organism: Anopheles merus
Lineage: Eukaryota; Metazoa; Arthropoda; Insecta; Diptera; Culicidae
Gene: csw
Product: tyrosine-protein phosphatase corkscrew
Exons: 10
Coding region: 735-3104 (789 amino acids)
Biological process (GO): protein dephosphorylation
Molecular function (GO): protein tyrosine phosphatase activity
Source: RefSeq, a predicted model, not a curated record